This is a messenger RNA of Jaculus jaculus (lesser Egyptian jerboa), 495 nucleotides long. RefSeq names its product EF-hand calcium binding domain 10 (gene Efcab10). The transcript is spliced from 5 exons. The record is from RefSeq and is a predicted model, not a curated record. Gene Ontology annotation, molecular function: calcium ion binding. Lineage: Eukaryota; Metazoa; Chordata; Mammalia; Rodentia; Dipodidae. Bases 14 to 403 code for a protein of 129 amino acids.
CCCAGAACCAAAGAUGGAGGCGCCAACAGACAGGGAGCUUCAAGCCAAGGAGUACUUAGAAAAACAUCGGCUCUUGGAGCUGCUGAGCCAUCUCACCAGCUUCGUCCUUUUCACCCGGCCAAAAAACCCAAGAGACUAUUUAAUCUCUCUGUUGGAACGUCUGAGAAUUGCUAAAGUAACAGGUGUCACUUUUCCCUUCUUUAUGGACAGUUCUAAUAUUGUGGCAAUGUUUGAGAUGAUGGAUGCCUCAGGGAAAGGCACCAUUUCCUUUGUGCAGUAUAAAGAAGCCCUGAAAAACCUGGGUCUGUGGACUGCAGAUGAAGAGUUAAUUGACGAUGGACACGUAAUAACUUUGGAUAAAUUCAGGAAUGAAGUACAUUAUUUGUGGGAAGGAGACAGAUAAAACAAGGUCGUGGAACAAAAGGAACCAGGAUAUAUGGUCAUCAUUUUAGUAAGACCACAAACUCAAGAUAAUAAAUGAUUCUGCAACAUUUU